Molecule: messenger RNA, 1357 nt
Organism: Coffea arabica (coffee)
Lineage: Eukaryota; Viridiplantae; Streptophyta; Magnoliopsida; Gentianales; Rubiaceae
Source: RefSeq, a predicted model, not a curated record
AUGGCUGAUAUUGACAAUAGCUCCCCACUUGAGAAGAAGCCGUUGGGGGUCCGUCCAUGGCUUCUAUUCAACUCGUCCGGUCAGUCCCAUAUAUUGGAAGCAGGGAAGCAUGCUAUUAUGCGGCGAACAGGUAUCACCGGCCGAGAUCUGCGUAUUCUGGACCCUGAUCUUUCGUAUCCAUGCACCAUUUCGGGCCGUGAACGAGCCAUAAUAUUCAGUGUGGAGAACAUCAAGGCUGUGAUUAUGGCUCAUGAAGUCCUCUUGCUCAACUCCAAGGACCCCGCUGUCGCGCCCUUUGCAGAAGUGCUUUGUGAAAAAAUCUUGAACCACCAUGAUAGCAUCGAUCCAGAGGAAGUAGGGGCCGAGUUUGGAGGAGAAAAUUUGGAUGAUCGGAAGCGUCUUCCCCUCGAGUUUGUUGUCUUGGAGGCUUGCCUCGAGGAGGCAUGCACUUGGCUGGACAACGAGGCAGUUACAUUGGAGGAAGAAUCUUAUCCGGCACUUGAUGAGUUAACUUCGAACAUCUCUACUCUCAACAUGGAACGUAUGCUUGGUUUUGUUCUCCACUUCUCCCUUGGGUGGUCCUCAUUUACUUUUACAGUAUUGGGAGUCAAGGAUUCUAAAGCAUUAUUUCAGGUGAAGGAUGAAUUAGAGCGUUUGCUAGAUGAUGAUGACCCCAUGUCUAAGAUGUAUCUGACAGAGAACCAACUACAACAGCAGCUUCAAAAUUAUAGUGCACACGAAGAUCAACUAGAUGACAAGAAUAACGAAGUAAUUCUGUCAGACGUAGAAUACAGGACGCCAGCUGACAACUUGACAGAAAACAGUGAAGGUUCCACCAGACUUGGUACUGAUCUUCUUCAUACCAAUCAUGCUCAAGAACAGGAAUUUGUUGACGCUGCUAGUUCAGUAUUUAGCAGAAAAAGCCAAGCAACCUAUGCCAGUAGCAAACGCAGUGAUAGAAGCAAGCGUCAAAGUGUAAAGGAUCUUGAAAUGCUUCUGGAAGCAUUCUUUGUUCGUAUUGACGCUACGCUCAACGGAUUAUCCACUCUGAGGGAGUAUGUAGAUGAUACUGAAGACUAUAUCAACAUUAUGCUCGAUGACAAACUGAACAACAUGAUGGAGAUGGUGAUCAAGCUGAUGACAGCAACCGUAGCAUUGACUUGUUUUAUGAUCGUAGACUCAGUUUUGGCUAUAAACAUUCACAUUGAUUUGUUCAAUGACAAUGAACCUCCAAACAAAUCCUUCUUGUGGAUGAUUUGUGCCGGCAGCUUUGGUACUAUAUGUAUAUAUAUAAUUGCAAUGUGGCUGUAUAGAUACAAAGGAUUGCUGCAUUGACGAGUUAUAUAUGGUACUAUUA